UCUCAGUCAACUUAGUUACUAGUUACAUCUUUCAUGGAAAGAAUUGAACACCCCAACAAUCUCUCAAAAUGACCAAAUCCACAAAUAGAGUAGCCUGGAUACAAGAAAUCCUCGUACAAAUCUCCACCCACACAAACACAUGUACCCUACUAACCUCAGCCCAGCGCGUCUGCCACCACUGGCACGACCUAAUCCAAAACACAGAUGACCUGUUGACUUCCGUAUAUGCCGAAACAUCUGAUAUGUUGGCCGCUCCGAUUGACCAAUUAGACCUUGAGCCUCCUGCCUACCCGGAACGUACGACUUACUGCCGCAUGAGAUGAGAAGGCUCGAGGGCUAUUGAUAUGCAGCCAGCAUCCAUCGAUUAUAGAUUAGCACAUACUCGUGAUUGCGUAUAAAUAGGCCUUACGAUAGAUAGUUUUCUCAAUCAGAGUUCUUCCUCUAUUCACUCCGAAUAAUGCCUAUGACAUCCUUCCGAGCAUAGUAGUUAACAUGACCUCCAAUAUG
Aspergillus glaucus CBS 516.65 is the source of this 507-nucleotide messenger RNA. RefSeq lists its product as uncharacterized. Bases 69 to 323 code for a protein of 84 amino acids. The transcript has 3 exons. The record is from RefSeq and is a predicted model, not a curated record. Lineage: Eukaryota; Fungi; Ascomycota; Eurotiomycetes; Eurotiales; Aspergillaceae. Gene Ontology annotation, molecular function: protein binding.